Molecule: messenger RNA, 5857 nt
Organism: Dalotia coriaria
Lineage: Eukaryota; Metazoa; Arthropoda; Insecta; Coleoptera; Staphylinidae
Product: inactive dipeptidyl peptidase 10
Exons: 16
Coding region: 535-3117 (860 amino acids)
Biological process (GO): proteolysis
Cellular component (GO): plasma membrane
Molecular function (GO): serine-type peptidase activity; dipeptidyl-peptidase activity
Source: RefSeq, a predicted model, not a curated record
CAGUAAACGGCCGGAGCCUGAGCGGUCUAUGUCAGGAUAGGCGUCGCGCCGCGCUGCCCCCGGUCGAACACCCGCGACCCGUGUGCGCGCCGACAGUGCGAAACAAAACCAUCAACUCCUCUCUUAAUAAUAUCUUCAUCAGCACAAGAUAUAAAUCACACCUUUUAAUCAACAUACAAAACGCACCACUUGUAAAUUGCUUUGCAUUGAAAGUUUUUCACGUCGAAAAUUCGAAAUCCACCGCGGCGGCAACAGGAAGCGGCGGAUGAAAGUGCGCGACGCUAUGUCGCAGAGUGCGGGCAAGAAGUGCUGCUUCUUCGGGGGAGGCAAGGGUGGCGAGCGGCUGCAGGAGCGCCCGACUCGCAAACGGGUUGGAUUUUAAUACCGCAAGCAAAGGUGUUUGCAACAAGUUACUUGGUUCUGCUAGCGCCGAAUUGAGGUUGGAAUCGUGCGCGACUUAGCGACGACAGUGGCGGCGGCGGCGGCGCUUACAACGGUGGCGCAGAUCGGCGCGCGUUUGGGGGCGCCGGCGGGAUGCACGCGAAUGUGCAAUGUGAAAAGGGCGCAUGGCGUCUGCCUCCGGACGAAACCCUACAGGUCGGCGAUAAGUCCAAAAAGGAUGAGGUAGGUAGCGACGAGGAGCUAGCGCUGCACGGCGAGGAGGGGCACAACUGGUGGUCGAUCAUCUUCUCGCUGCUGGUGAUCAGCCUGGUCAUUUCCGGCAUCGUCACCGCCAUCUACCUGCUCGGCUAUGUCGACGAGCUUCUUUACUGGCAUGGCAAGCGUAUGAAUCUUGAUGAAUAUCUGCAGGGACAUUUAAAUCCAAGCAGAUUGCCACCAUCGUGGGUAUCGAGCACGCACUUCGUGUUCCAGAGCGACGACGGCGGCUUAACCCUAUUAGACACGAGCAAUUUUACAAUUAGCCUGCUGGUUACUAAUCACACGCUGCGACAAUUAAAUGUCAGAGGUUAUCAGUGCACCAAGGACCUUAAAUACGUAUUAUUCGAGCAUAAUGUUAAACAAAUUUUUAAAAACAAUCGUGUAGUAUUCAGACAAUCGUAUACAGCGCAUUACACCAUCUAUGACGUCAGCAAUGAUCAUCAUAUACCGGUGCGAUUGGCGGCGUCGGCGUCGAAAGCGCAACCACAGCGUCUGCAGCACGCGAGUUGGCUGGGCGACACGCACAAAAUGCUGAUCAUCUUCCGAAACGACAUCUACGUGCGGCAGUCGCCGUGGGACGACGUCGACUUUCAAUUGACGUUCAACGGCGAGCCGGACGUCAUUUUUAAUGGAAUUCCGGACUGGCUCUAUCAAGAGGAAGUGAUGCGGAGACGCACGGCGAUGUGGCCCUCACCGGACGGCACGCAUCUUAUGUACGUGUCCUUCAAUGAUAGCAACGUGGGAUUGCUGCAGUAUCCUUGGUUUGCCACCGGGAACGUUCUUACUGUCGGUGGCGUCGCCCAGAAACCCACGACUUUUCCUUCGAGUAGAACCAUUCGAUAUCCUACACCAGGAACACCAAACCCGACCGUUACGCUAUGGGUGCUCGACAUCUCCAACUACACAGACCUGCAGACCUUCGAAGUGAUACCACCGAAAGCAUUUCUCGGACAGGAUUAUUAUCUCACGUCGGCGGAUUGGAUCGGUCAGAACAACAGCCAAGUGUCGGCGGUGUGGAUGAAUCGCGCGCAGAAUCUGAGCAUCAUUUCAGCAUGUCUCGCUCCAAAUUGGACAUGCAUCGAGGUGCAUGUGGAGCGCGCCGCCGAGGACGCCUGGCUAGAGAUCCAGGAUCAUCCGGUGUUCGCGCCGGAUGGCGACAGUUUCCUCCUGCUCGCCUCUGUGCAGGAGGGCAGCGUCGACACGUUCACGCACAUCAAACACAUCACGUUGACGCAGCAGCGCAUCGCCGUUCUUAGUCAUGGUCGCUAUGAAGUGAAUAAGAUUCUGCGGUGGGAUACAAAUAGUCGUCAAAUAUAUUACUUAGCGACUGAGGAACAUAAACCCGGCCAGCGUCACCUGUACGUAGUGAAGGACCCCACGAAUGAUAUGUCCCGACGAGUGGAACCGCUCUGUAUCACCUGCGACCUCGGCGAGGUGCUCUGGAGCAGUAGGUAUUACUAUGCAAAUUGUACACACUUCAACGCGAUGGUGAGCCCGUCGACGGAAUCAACCGUCGCCCGAUACUAUGUCCUCGAGUGCGAAGGACCAGGUCUUCCAUUAGGCGGCGUGCACUCGUCGCGCACACACAAGCUGUCGAAGCUGCUGUACGACAGCCGGCCGAAACAGGGUCCGAUCCUGGGGGCGUUGGCGCUGCCCAGGCAGCGGUCAUUCGAGGUGCCUUUACCGCAGGGUAGCAAAGCUCAAGUCCAGCUCCUCCUGCCGCCCAGCUGGCGCGAGGAAUUGCGCGACGCUGCCUAUCCGGUCCUGGUCGAAGUUAAUGGUCGACCCGGAAGUAAAUCAGUGACUGAAGAGUUCAAAAUCGACUGGGGCACGUACAUGUCCAGCCAUUGCGACGUGGUCUACGUGCGUCUGGACGUGCGUGGUUCCAGCGGGCAGUCAAAUCGGGCCCUAUAUCGGCAUAUUGGUGGAGUUGAGGUGGCCGAUCAGAUUGUGGUCAUCAAGCAUCUGCUGAAUACACUCAGCUACCUCGAUGAGACGCGUGUGGGUGUUUGGGGUUGGGGCUAUGGAGGGUAUGUGACCGCCAUGGUGCUUGGUUCCCAGCAGAAGGUCUUCAAGUGCGGCGUUGCCGUCAGUCCUAUUGCUGAUUGGCUAUAUUACAAUUCGGCAUUUACGGAACGAAUUUUGGGCCUUCCAACGGACAAUUACAAGGGUUAUGUGGAAGCGGAUGCGACACAGCGCGCCAGCCACAUUCCCUCCAACUCGUUGUACAUUCUGCACGGCCUCGCGGAUAUUUCAACGCCGUACCAACAUGGCGUCUCGCUGGCUAGGGCCCUUACCGAAGCCAACGUUCUCUUCAGAUAUCAGAGCUACGCCGACGAAGGUCACGAUCUGCUCGGGGUUUUGGAACACGCUUAUCGCUCGAUGGAAGACCAUUUCCAGGAGUGCCUUAGUUUAGAUAUCGACGAUAGCGAACCGAAAGUGUCCGCGGACACUUGAAACCGCAACGCCGACGCCAACGCCGCGCCGCCAUUGAUAUCAGCCACGCGCCGCCAUCUUGAAACACUCAUCAUUCGACUCGCGUUGCAGAUGUAAUCCCUCCCCGAAAACCGCCGCAAAAACCGACGACUUUCGUCAGCUAUAAAACGCUUUUACUAAUUAACACUACGACUUAACAUACGAAUACAUACUUAGCAACUAAAAUCUAAAACUUGACACAUGAGAAAAGACAGUCCAAGCGCCUAUAAAUAAUUAAUCAUUAGACACGAUGUUCAUAUCUACAUUUGUAACAAAAAGCAAGUUUAUAACAUCGACGCCCCCCAGAGGAGAGGAGAGGACGAAGACGUGCGCGAAUUUAAUUACUAGAUAACUACGAUUGUUUAUAAAAUGCAGGGACUUUUCAAAACGUUGUUUUUUCAAUCCGUUUUUAUCUAUAUAGCGUGUGUUGGAGUUUGGAGUAUAAACGUGUAUUAAAUAUUGAAUUUAUAUUUGUAAUAUAAAUUUAAAUAUGUACUAUAUAAACAGGAGACGGAAGUAACUUAAAGAUUAUCAAUUAACACGCAAUUAAACAAAACUAAAAAAAAACACUUUCAACGUUUUAAAUCAUCUUUAAACUAACAUUUUAAACAAACAAAAAAUACGCUGAUGGUAAACAAAGUUUUAUGAUAACCGUAAUGUUAACAAAGAAAGCGAAUCUAGCUUCUUCAGACAACUUUAUACCUUCCACUCUCUUGUAAAGUAUUAGCUGAUAAGGCAACGGAUAGAUUUGAUUUGUUAUUUUUGUAGUGACUGAUAUGAAAAACGAAUUGUCUCACGGUUAUAACUAGAUAUUUAGAUAUAAUGUAACCCCUAAGAAAUGAUAACAAACAACUUGUUUUAUAUUUGUAGAGAUUUACGAUUGUUUGUUUUUAAAUUUUGCGUUUUACAGCAACACUGCUGAUGUUUUGGGUUUUGUUGCCUAUGAUUAUUGAAGUUGAUGACAACAAACAGACGAUCUCGAUACAAUUUGCGACACUAAUAUGCAAUUAUCUAACAUUAUAAUUCUGAUAAGAAAACGUCAAUUAUCUCUAAUUAAUUACAUAAAUAAAUGUUCGGCUUUUUAAAUCAAAUAUAAAUCGUAACGAUAAUAUGGGGUAUGAGAAUUCUUUUUGAUAACGAUAAUUGUUAGACGAAACAGUUUUAAUUCAUUACGUAAUUAAUAACAAUGUUAAAUGUUCACUAUAAGCGUAAGAGAAACACACAAAAACAAAAACACAAGUAAAGUAAACAAAACCCAGGACGAAAACUCGAAUUAUGUGCUUACAAUGUGCUAAACACUGCAAAUGUAAACGAAAACAAGAGCAACAGCAGAAAAUAGAACGAUUUUUGUGUGCGCAAAAUUGCCUACGAUAACACUAGUCACACAACCAGGUUAUGUAAGAUUGAAAUCAAAAUGUCCGCUUGAAACGAUCAAUUAUAACUGUCUUAAUUAUUAUAUACAUAAAAUAUGUAUCGGUUCGAUAGAUGAAUCUAGUAAUAUACUGGUUGUGACAUUUAGACGAAAGCAAACGCAGAUGAAUGAAUGUAUAAACUAAAAAAAAAGCAGCAGCGUACUCUUGUCGACACGAGAUGGAUUUUCAAACUUACUACGACUUACUAUUAAAUAUUACACGCAACUAUAUAUGAUGAAACAUCGGUUACACUUAUUGGUCGUGCUGUGCUUUAUUAUUAUUACCAAUGGAGGAAAAUCUAAUUUAUUCGAAACAAAAAGAAACGAGCAAGCAAAGACAAUCUAAAGUACUAAAAAAAAACAUUAAAACGUUUUGCUAUUUACUAAAUACAUAAUUGUUAGCUUUUACAAUUGAAAUGUUAAUCAGAGAUAAUCAACUAAUACCGAACGACGAUGAAAAGAUGGGGAAAUUAUUAAACGUGCAGCUGAAAUCGUUUUAUUUGCAACAACGCAAAAAGUAACUAGCAAUAAAUUGCAAUAAGUCAUGAUUUGUUUGAAAGAAAUUACGAAAUAGAUGAAAAUGUGUAUAUGGUACGAAUUAGUUGUUGAUUUUGUGAUAUCUAUUUGUUUGUUAACAAUUGCGAUCAAAUGUGAAAUCAAAUGAGCAGUCAAAAACACAUGAAAUGUAAAAAACUACAAAAAAUGUUGCCUAAUUGUUAAAUCUGUAAGUUUGUACUUGUAAGUACGUACUUAUUAAGGAAGGAAUAUUAAUUAUAAUUACAAUUACGUAAGUGACAUUUAAUACUCGUAUACAUGCAUUAAAAAAGAAAUCCAAGUAAACAGAAACCACACAUUGCAAGAAGACACAAAACGAUUUCAAUCAAUUCAUUAAUUACUACAUACUACCGUAAUUCAUGUGUUACUUAUGAGCGCUAUAUUGAUUAUUAUUAAUUAUAUUAAUGUGUAAGGAAUAAUGUGCAGAACACCAAAAAAUUAUUACUUAAAUUUACAUUAAACAUGUUCAAAAUGUGUAAAGACCGUUCGACGAUGAAUUGAAGAGCGCCAUGUUUCUGCACGCGGUUGCCGAACACGCAGGAAGCAAACAAUAAGUAGAUAAACGUUAUAGAUUUGGGUAAAAGGUUGGGCAGACGAUGGUAGCAAGCAAGAUUGGCUGCGAGAGAUGCAAGGACGAAUGUGAGGAAAUGAGUUUUAGGCAAUCUAAGGUGAAAUUUUAAAAUAUAAGAAAAUCUGAAAAUGAAAUGUUAAAUGUUUCGUUUUUGUAUUAAUAUAAUAAAAAUAAAAUCAGUUACA